AUGGCUGCAAUCAUCGGACAUGUUGAAGCAUUCGAUGAAGCGAGGGAACAAUGGUCCACGUAUGUAGAAAGAUUUGGGCAUUUUGUGGAGGCGAAUGACAUCAGUAAUGAGAAAAAAGUAUCAGUGUUUCUCAGUGUCAUGGGGGCACCAACAUACGGACUGUUAUGCAGUCUCAUCGCACCAGCUAAACCUGGGGCUAUGGAUUACAAUGACAUUGUGAGCACAUUGCAAGCACAUUUUACCCCCAAGCCCAUUGUAAUUGCGGAGAGAUUUCGAUUUCACAAACGAAAUCAAGCAGAGGGUGAGAGUAUCGCUCAAUACGUGGCUGUGUUGAAGAGAUUAGCGGAGAACUGUGAGUUUGGCGAUAAUCUGAAUGACGCGCUGCGGGACAGACUGGUGUGCGGGUUGAGUAGCGAGUCAAUACAAAGGAAGUUGUUGACAGAAAUGACUCUCACGUACCAAAAGGCUGUGGACAUAGCGAUGUCAAUGGAAGCUGUGUCUAGGGAAUCACAGCACUUGAGUAACGCAUUGAAAGUUAAUGCAAUGUCCCUAUCAUCAGCGUCGUCCAGAGAGAAAUGUUACCGGUGUGGGAAGUCCAAUCACAUGGAAAGUGAAUGUUUCUAUAAGGAACAACAGUGUCACAAUUGUGCCAGGAGAGGUCACAUUUCACGGAUGUGUAAAAGUAAGAAAAUGGGUGACAAAGGACCUAAAACUGCAGUCAAGGGGAAAUUCAUGAAAAAUAAGGAUCAGAUGAAGAAAAGACGAAUUCAUAAGAUGGAUGUUAAUGUGGAAAGUGACGAUGACACAACCUCAGAUACUGAUGCUGAGUUGACACUGCACAAAGUGACAGCAGUACUUGAUGAUACUUCACGAGUGAAUAAAAUGCAAAACUCAAUGAGUUUAAUGUCAUCAGUGAUGAAAGUGAAACCUAAAAUUGAAGGGCUGCCGAUAGACAUGGAAGUGGAUACGGGAGCAGCGGUUUCUCUCAUUUCAAGUGAACUGUACAGAGCUAAGCUGAGCCAUAUUCGAUUGCGCCACACAAGUAUUGUACUUAAGACUUACACGGGUGAAGUAAUUUCGCCAGAGGGUGUCAUCAAGGUGCGCGUGAAGUUGAACAAACAAAGUGCUCGACUACCCCUGUAUGUAGUAAAAGGUGAUACGGCGCCACUUUUUGGGCGAGAAUGGCUCCGUAGAAUUCGUCUUAACUGGCGUGAAAUUAAAACGGUGAGAGCAGUACACCAGACAAAUGAAAAGACUCUGGAUUCUCUCCUAAAAAAAUAUGCAAAAGUGUUCAGUGAUGACUUGGGAACAUUCAAUGGAUUUGAAGCGACCUUAAAUCUGAAACCAGGACAUCAGCCAAAAUUCUUCCAAGCACGUGUGGUGCCAUAUGCAAUCAGACCUAAGGUGGAAGCAGAGUUAGACCGCCUAGUGAAGCAAGGAAUUAUUUCACCUGUUCGGUUCAGUGAAUGGGCAACCCCCAUCGUGCCAGUAGUCAAGAAGGGUGGCAACGUGAGAAUUUGCGGAGACUUCAAAAUAACCGUAAACCCAGCACUUUGUGUGGAACAUUAUCCGUUACCACGGAUUGAGGAUUUAUUCGCAUCAUUGGCCGGAGGGCAGCGAUUUAGCAAGCUAGAUCUAUCGCACGCUUACCUGCAAGUGCCAGUUAAUGUGAACUCCCGCAAAUACCUCACGAUAACUACUCACAAGGGCAUGUUUUCGUAUAAUAGAUUACCUUUUGGAAUAACAUCGGCACCUUCCAUAUUCCAAAGGGGGAUGGAGCAAGUACUUCAGGGGCUACCAUACGUGCAUUGUUUCCUGGACGAUAUCCUGGUCACAGGAAAAGAUGAUGUUCAUCACCUGGCAAACCUUGAAGCAGUACUGAGUCGGCUGGAGAAGUUUGGCCUUCGUGUGAAACCAGAGAAAAGCGAGUUUUUCAAGAGUUCGCUGGAGUAUCUGGGACAUGUGAUUGACGCAGCAGGACUCCACAAGUCUCCAGACAAGCUGCGUGCUAUUGCAGAGGCACCAGUUCCAGUUAAUGUUAGCCAGCUUCGAUCUUUUCUGGGACUGAUAAAUUAUUAUGCAAGAUUUGUUCCGAAUCUAGCCACAAUUCUUCAUCCAUUAAAUGCAAUGCUGCAUAAGGACAUUAAAUGGAACUGGGCUCCGGAGUGUGAGAAAUCUUUCCAGGGGGCCAAAGCUAAAUUGUUGACUCCGAGUGUGCUCACCCACUAUGAUCAAAGACUCCCAGUUCGUUUGGCUUGUGAUGCUUCACCCUACGGGGUAGGAGCUGUGCUCUCCCAUGUGAUGCCUGACGGUCAGGAGAGACCGAUAGCGUUUGCGUCUCGAACUUUGAGCAAGUCGGAGCAGAACUAUGCACAGCUAGAACGUGAAGCACUAGGAAUCAUUUUUGGAGUCAGAAAAUUCCAUACUUACCUUUACGGACGCCAUUUUACCUUAUUGACUGACCACCGUCCACUUACUACCAUCCUCAGCCCUAGUAAAGCCACUCCAUCCAUGGCUGCUGCGAGACUCCAGAGGUGGGCUCUUUUACUUGCAGCCCACAAUUACACAAUCCAGUAUAAAAGUGCCAGCGACCAUGGAAACGCUGAUGGAUUAUCCCGUUUGCCAUUGCCUGUGUUGCACAAGGACAAAAAGGAUUCAGUGGAUACUUACCUCAUUAACCACGUGGAAGCUCUACCGGUGUGUAGUGCAGACAUUCGCAAAGGAACCAGAGCAGACCCUGUUCUUUCUCGUGUGGUGGAGAUGGUGUCCUCGGGGCAGUUUCCAUCCACCAAGGACUCUGAUAAUGCAUUGACACCAUUCAUCAUCAGAAAAGGGGAGCUAUCUUUAAUGCAGGACUGUUUAAUGUGGGGACAGAGAGUUAUUGUUCCACCCAACCUUAGACAAAGAGUCUUGGAGGAUUUGCAUGUGGGACACCCAGGUGUAGUGAAAAUGAAAGCGCUAGCACGAAGCUACAUCUGGUGGCCCAGUAUUGACUCACAAAUUGAAGAGAAAUCCAAAACCUGCUUGUCAUGCCAGAAAAACCAGAAAUCUCCCUGCCUCUCACCUUUACAUCCUUGGCCAUGGCCAGGAGCUCCUUGGCAGCGUAUUCACAUCGACUUUGCUGGUCCAUUUGAGGGGCGGAUGUUCCUGGUGGUUGUCGAUGCUCACUCAAAAUGGCCAGAAGUUCACGUGAUGGAUUCCACAACAUCAUCUAAGACCAUUCAAGUAUUGAGAGGCUUAUUCAGUCGUUAUGGCAUACCUGAAACUCUGGUAAGCGACAAUGGCCCACAACUGACAUCAGAUGAGUUUGGCUCUUUUCUAAAAGCGAAUGGCGUGAAACAUGUGCGCUCUGCCCCAUUCCACCCCGCCACAAAUGGGCUAGCGGAGCGUUUUGUGCAGACAUUUAAACGUUCUCUGAAAGCUUACAAAGAGCCAAUAUCAUUGCAGCAGAGACUGGAUGCCUUCUUGCUACAGUACAGAAAUACCCCACACAGCACAACCAGAGAAACUCCUGCUAUGUUGUUCUUACAUCGCAGAUUGCGAACACGCCUGGAUUUACUGAAACCUAGUGUGGCUAAUGUCGUUGAUCAGGCACAGAAGACCCAGUGUUCUUACCGGUCUGUUCACUCCAAACACAGAGAGUUUGAUGUCGGUGACUCAGUGCUGGUUCGGGAUUAUCGGCGCGGAGAGGAAAAGUGGAAAACUGGUACUGUUUCCUCUCAGACAGGACCAGUGUCCUAUACUGUGGAGGUGGGAAAUUCGCAAAUCUGGAAAAGACAUACUGAUCAGAUGUUAGACUGUCAUCCGGAAAUUUCCGAGGCCACAGAAUUACCUCAAUCAGUGGACAUUCCGCCGCAGAUACCAGACAAUGCUGGACAGCAAUUGUCUUCGCCGGUCAGUGAAACAAAUAUGGGUGCUUCAGACCAAGGUGAAACAAAGCUCUCGGAAUUAUCCAAUAUUUCUUCUCAAGGUGUUAGGAGGUUUCCUGUUCGGGUCCGCAAACCACCUAACAGACUCAAUUUGUAA
Molecule: messenger RNA, 4026 nt
Organism: Carassius carassius (crucian carp)
Lineage: Eukaryota; Metazoa; Chordata; Actinopteri; Cypriniformes; Cyprinidae
Exons: 1
Coding region: 1-4026 (1341 amino acids)
Biological process (GO): DNA integration
Molecular function (GO): nucleic acid binding; zinc ion binding
Source: RefSeq, a predicted model, not a curated record